CCAAACUUCAACCCUUGGGAUCCACUUCAAAUUUUGAUCAGAAAACCGAUGUGGUGAUAAAUCGGUUUCUAACAACAUCUGUAUAAAAUUGAUGCGAUGAGUAAAGAAUCCAACUCCAAGCGGCGAACCCGCGAAAUUAGAACUCACGGAGGAGGAGCUCCUGGAAAGUCCACCCACCCUGAGCCCCCAAGAAUUACAGCUAAACAUUCCAUCGGUCACCCAAAAAAGACUUCCAUCAAGAGCCCCAGCCAGAACUCCAUAAAACCAUCGAAGAAGCCAGCUUCCAAGUGCUCCAGGACCUCCAUAAGGGACAUCGAAUCCGCAGGAGGGGAUUCGUCACAAAAUACGUGUCAAAGUGAAGGUAAAGAUCAUGGUCAAGGACAAGAGGUCAAGUUGGAGACUCGGAUUUUUACUGGGAACUCAGACCGCAUUGAACCGCACCGACACUACGGCGUCUAUUUAUUACGCAACCGCUUCGAUGCCAUACAAUUGCUCACCCGAAAUACGAGCUCCAGUACGGAUGACUACGGCGAGCAGCGGAUCACAUCGGAAUUCCGGGGAAAACGCUGUGAAUUCCGGGUGUGGUCUCCCUUUCAAUCCAAACUGGCAGCUGGAAUAAUGGGUGGUGCCAGUGAUUUGCAUUUGCGAAUUGGCUCCAAAGUGCUUUACUUGGGAGCCGGAUUUGGGCGAUCGGUAUCCCACAUCUCGGAUAUAGUGGGUGAAUCCGGAAUGGUGUAUGCCGUGGAGCAGGGUCCUUGGGCGGGACGUCAGCUGACAACACUGGCCAAUCGUCGCUCGAAUAUCGUACCCGUAGUCGAAGACGCUACCAUGCCAUAUAAGUACCGCUUCGAGGUUCCCGCCUGCAUUGACAUUAUCUUCGCUGAUCUUCCGCAUGCGGAUUUGGUUCGAUCUCUCAUGCUGAACGCCAGACACUUCCUGAACCCUGGUGGUCACUUUGUGGCCUAUUUGCAUUCGGCUAAUAAUAACGGUGUGGUCUUCAAUAAGGAUAGCUUUGCCGCCGAGAGGAAACUUUUGAAGGAGCAGCAGUUGGAACCAAUCGAAAUGGUUCUAUUGGAGCCCUUUAAGCCCGGCUACGCCCUUGUUGUGGGCGUGUAUAUACGUAAGGAUGCUGCUUUGUAGUUGUCAUUGUAUAUGCUUCAUGUUACUUAAAUCAAUCAUUAAUAAAGUUACUCUUUUCGUUG
This is a messenger RNA of Drosophila santomea, 1202 nucleotides long. Its product is annotated as rRNA 2'-O-methyltransferase fibrillarin 1. The record is from RefSeq and is a predicted model, not a curated record. Lineage: Eukaryota; Metazoa; Arthropoda; Insecta; Diptera; Drosophilidae. Bases 97 to 1140 code for a protein of 347 amino acids. Gene Ontology annotation, biological process: rRNA methylation; box C/D sno(s)RNA 3'-end processing. Gene Ontology annotation, cellular component: Cajal body; box C/D methylation guide snoRNP complex; small-subunit processome. The transcript has a single exon. Gene Ontology annotation, molecular function: histone H2AQ104 methyltransferase activity; rRNA methyltransferase activity; RNA binding.